Didymodactylos carnosus is the source of this 492-nucleotide messenger RNA. The record is from the annotation of a GenBank genome assembly. Lineage: Eukaryota; Metazoa; Rotifera; Eurotatoria; Philodinida; Philodinidae.
AUGCGUUCAGCAUCAGUAGAUUAUCGUCAUUCUCACCAUAAUAGUAGCAGUGGUGGUCAUCAUUCAAAUCUACAUAAUUCAUUGGCAUUGGAUAAUCAUACUUUCUCAUCAGCUGGAGCAUCAGACAGACAACAAUUUAAGGAUAAUUAUCAAAAUCGAUAUGCAUGGUUAGAAAAAAAUCAUGUAAAUGAAGUUGGUUCAACAUAUAAUCGAUUAGGUAAAACUGUUGGUCAUAAACCAAGUUAUUGGCGAUGUGAAGAUCAGGCAAUUGCUGGAAAAGAAUUUCAACGUUUGAAUGAUGAAUGUGCUGAUAAAAUUUGGGAAAUACGUGAUAAAAGUGAUAUGUCGAGAGAAUGGCUUUUGGAUGCUGAUGGUGUUGCACCAAGAUUUUAUAAAAUGGAAGCAGAUGCUUUAAAAAAUCGAUAUGAAUUAAAUAAUAUGAAGAGAAAAUUAGAGAAUCUUAAAUCGAUGCGUACACGAUUAUUAAAAUAA